Messenger RNA from Trematomus bernacchii (emerald rockcod), 1088 nucleotides. RefSeq names its product proteasome activator subunit 1 (gene psme1). NCBI's taxonomy places the organism in Eukaryota, Metazoa, Chordata, Actinopteri, Perciformes, Nototheniidae. Gene Ontology annotation, cellular component: cytoplasm; nucleoplasm; proteasome activator complex. Gene Ontology annotation, molecular function: endopeptidase activator activity. The transcript has 12 exons. Gene Ontology annotation, biological process: positive regulation of endopeptidase activity; regulation of proteasomal protein catabolic process; regulation of G1/S transition of mitotic cell cycle. The coding region runs from base 182 to 934 and encodes 250 amino acids. The record is from RefSeq and is a predicted model, not a curated record.
UUCAGGCUAUCUAGGAUGUUUCUCAUGGCUCUUGAUGAGAAAUUAAACGCUAACGCUUGCUAAAAACUACAAGUCCCACAAUGCAACAGAUGUUUUUACAUCCAUGGGAAAGUCAGGGGGAAGUCAGGAACUGUCUAAACUUACUUUCAUUUUCGCUUUUUCUGCUGAGUAACUAGACGAAAUGGCUGCUGUGGGUAUUCGUGUCGAGUCGAAGAAACAGGUGGAUGACUUCUGCCAAAAGCUCACCAAAGAGGCAGAAGAGCUGGUUUACAAGUUUUUCCCUCAGAAGAUUGAAGAGCUGCAGAUGCUGCUGAAGACUUCCCUCAGCUAUGAUGACCUGGCAUCUCUGAAGGCUCCGCUGGACAUCCCGAUCCCAGACCCAGCCAAAGAGGAAGCCAAACGCAAGAAGAAAGAGGAGAAAGAGGCCAAAGAGGGGAAGAAAGACAAGGACGGCGAUAAAGAGGACGAGGAUUCAGGGCCUCCUUGUGGUCCCAUCUGCAGCAACGAGAAGGUGGAGAGUUUCCUGCAGGAGGUGAAGCCUCAGAUCCAGACUCUGAAGGAGAAGCUCAACACGGUGUCAAUGUGGGUGCAGCUCCAAAUCCCUAAGAUUGAAGAUGGAAACAACUUUGGAGUGGCUGUACAGGAGAAAGUGUUCGAGCUGCUGACCAACACACGCACCAAGAUCGAAGCAUUCCAAACUCAGAUUUCAAAAUAUUACAGUGAGAGAGGUGAUGCUGUGGCCAAAGCCUCCAAACAAAACCACGUGGGAGACUACAGACAGCUGGUCCAUGAGCUCGAUCGGUAUCAGUACUCUGAGCUCCGCCUUGCAGUCCUGGACAUCCGCAACACAUAUGCUGUGCUGUUCGACAUCAUUAACAAGAACUAUGACAAGAUUAAGAAGCCCAGAGGAGACGGAAAGGCUCUCAUCUACUGAGACUGCAGCACACUCUCAGGCUUCUCUAACAAGAUACAACCAGUAUAGUGUGACACUCGUGUAACAAUACACCCGCUCUGACAAAAAUGUCUUCUUUUUCUCAUUGUGCCUCCAUUUUGGUUCAGAUUACAAAAUAAAGCAACAUAUUCCGAUA